Messenger RNA from Gekko japonicus, 888 nucleotides. It is a transcript of the gene LRATD2, whose product is annotated as family with sequence similarity 84 member B. The transcript has a single exon. The record is from RefSeq and is a predicted model, not a curated record. Lineage: Eukaryota; Metazoa; Chordata; Lepidosauria; Squamata; Gekkonidae. The coding region runs from base 1 to 888 and encodes 295 amino acids.
AUGGGGAACCAAGUGGAGAAACUGACCCACCUAAACUACAAGGAAGUUCCUACAGCCGACCCGACGGGCGUGGACCGAGAUGAGGGUCCGAGGAUCGGGGUCUCCUACAUCUUUUCGAACGACGACGACGAACUGGAGCCGCAGCAGGAUUCGGGGGUGGCGGAUCGAGCCCGAGAGCACCCCUCUUCUCAGCCCUAUGACCCACAGCUGCACGAAGUGGAAUGUUCGGUCUAUUACCGCGACGAGUGUAUCUAUCAGAAGAGCUUUUCUGGGGAUGACACACUUCCGGUGGAGGUGGAUGGUGGCGGAGCGGGGCCCCUGGCCACCUACACCCCGGAGAACCUUUUGAACAAGUGCAAGCCGGGCGACCUGGUGGAGUUUGUCUGCCAGGCCCAGUACCCUCAUUGGGUGGUAUACGUUGGGGAUUUCCAAGUGGUCCACCUGCACAGGCUGGAAGUGGUGAACAGCUUCCUGACGGACGCCAGCCAGGGCAGGAGGGGCCGCAUCGCCAACCAGCUGUACCGUUACAAGCCGCUCAGCCCGGCCACCGUCGUGCAGAACGCCUUGGACCAGGUAGGGUGCAAGGACCGGGAUCUCAGCUGGAGGAACUCGGAGUGCUUUGCCGCCUGGUGCCGCUACGGCAAGCGGGAGUUCAAGAUCGGCGGGGAGCUCCGCAUCGGCAAGCAGCCCUACCGGCUGCAGAUCCGGCUGGGCGACAAGCGCAGCCACACGCUGGAGUUCCAGAGCCUGGAGGACCUCAUCAUGGAGAAGCGGAGGAACGACCAGAUCGGCCGGGCGGCCGUCGUCCAGGAGCUCUCCAGCCACCUCCAGGCGGCCGAGGAGGAGGAGGAUUGCCGUGACCCGGGCGACCGGACUGCUGCCGAGUAG